UUUAAGGAUGGCGGUAAACGAAGGAGAAGAGGCGACUGUUUCUCUGGUGGAUGUUUUGGAGGAGGACGAGGAGUUAGAGAACGAGGCGUCUGCAGUGUUGGGUGGCAGUGAUUCGGAGAAGUGCUCUUACCCUGAGGGGUAUGUAAAGCGGCAAGCGCUUUAUGCAUGUAAUACAUGCACACCAAAGGGUGGAGAGCCAGCAGGUGUGUGUCUAGCCUGUUCCUACAAGUGUCAUGAGGGCCAUGAUCUCUUCGAGUUGUACACCAAAAGGAACUUUCGCUGUGAUUGUGGGAAUAGCAAGUUCAAAGAUUUUGAGUGCAAGCUCUAUCCAGAAAAAGACCUGCUGAACAGCGACAACACUUACAGCCAUAAUUUCUUUGGUUUGUACUGCACCUGUGACAGGCCGUACCCAGAUCCAGAGGACCAGAUUCCAGAUGAGAUGAUCCAAUGUGUCAUCUGUGAAGACUGGUUCCAUGGCAGGCACCUGGGAUGCACAGUUCCAGAAAGCAUGGAGCUGCAGGAGAUGGUGUGCGAGGCUUGUAUGAACAAAGCACCCUUCCUGUGGAUAUAUGCUGCCCACCUGGCAGCACUCUCAGUUACCAAAGUAAGCACCUCCAACCCAGAGGAGGAGCUGAUAGUGGCUAAAGAUGGAAGGGUGGAAUUAAAGCAAGAGGACACCGAAGAUGACCACAAAAAUGGGACAGAGGAGCCCUCUACAAGCCUGAACUGUUGUGAUGAGAAGGUCAAGAUCAGUGAGACGGCUGCUUGCAAGCGCACACACCAGGAGAUGGAGGGCUCAACCUCCAAGAGCAAGACCAACAUGACAGUGUGCAGACUGAUGGAGCUUCAGGCCAAGGGCCUGGUCCACUCCAGGGAGGGGGCCACUUUCUGGCCAUAUAUUUGGCGCUCCAAGCUCUGUGCCUGUAUGAAUUGUAAGAGCGCUUAUGACAAGGCUGGGAUUCCCUUUCUCCUGGAUGAGUCUGACACAGUCCUGGCCUACGAAAACAAGGGCAAGAAAACAGAGCAGGAAGAGGGGCCCCACGGCCGGGACCCGCUAAUGUCGGCCCUCAACACCCUGAAUCAUGUUCAGCAGCUCGAGAUCAUCUAUGAGUACAAUAAUAUGAAGACUGAGUUGAAGGAUUACUUGCAGAGGUUUGCAGCUGAAGGAAAGGUGGUGACGCCAGAAGAUAUUCAGCGCUUCUUUGAGGAACAGCAUACACGGAAACGGCAGCGAGCCAAUGCUGGCCAGUACUACUGUAGCUGAAAUCCUGGUUCUCCUUCCAGCCCUUGUGUUGUACUAAGCAUCUAACCUAUCUACAUGUACAUUUUUAGUAUGCCAGUCAUCCCCUGGCAUUACAGUUGUCAGAUUUGUUGUACAGCCAUCUCUGUUCACACUUAAAAUAAAAUCAAAUGCAGUUCAAUCAAGUUUAUAGGACUACUGGGAAAAAAUUGUAAUAUAAAUAAUGUUGUACAGCUGAGAUGGAUGUGUUAAUUUCUGAGAAGCUGCUCAGCUGUGUGCAUAUGGAUGUGGUCCAGAUAACAAGACAAAACAUUAGAUGUAGCUUUUAAAAUAUACUGAAGUCAGUACCCCUUCCUCCUUCUGACAUGUCUUUUCAACAAGCCUUGGUUGGUUUUGUUAUUCGAAGGUAUUCUUAUUGCUGCUGAAAUGCUUUAGUUGUCUUUCAGAUGAAUCUGCAGAAGUAAAUAUCUGAGGUCUUUCACCUUGUUUGUAUGCUGUUUCUUUGCUACCGUAUCCUUUCGUAAUGUGUGCCUGCAGAGCUUUGAUCUACACAGCAUGGAGAUGAUUGACUCGCAAAAGUCAGGGAUUGGUGUUUAAAGGAGCAUCUGUUUUGUGUCUUUAAAUUGUAACUUGUAACAUCAUUUUUAAUGUUAAGCAUUAAAUGGACAACGUAUAGUGUGCAGCUGAGUAAUUGUCAGUAGGCCAGUAAUGUGCAUUGUGAAUUCAAUGAUCUCAAUAGAAUUUUAAUACCCAACCCAU
Messenger RNA from Scleropages formosus (Asian bonytongue), 1999 nucleotides. Its product is annotated as putative E3 ubiquitin-protein ligase UBR7. The record is from RefSeq and is a predicted model, not a curated record. The transcript has 11 exons. Gene Ontology annotation, molecular function: zinc ion binding; ubiquitin protein ligase activity. The coding region runs from base 8 to 1264 and encodes 418 amino acids. NCBI's taxonomy places the organism in Eukaryota, Metazoa, Chordata, Actinopteri, Osteoglossiformes, Osteoglossidae. Gene Ontology annotation, cellular component: cytoplasm.